UUGGGGGUGGAACUUGACAUGCGCAGUGGACGUCUAGUUCAAGUGGCUGGAGUGAAGAGGCUGGUAUCUUGUGGCAUCACCACCACCAUAAUCUCAGGGAAAUCAACACCACAGUAGGGCCACCUCUUUUUCCUGAUCUGAACAUCUGGCUCUUUGGGGCGGCAACCAUCAAACAAGAUGGCCGCAACGCCGUUGUCCAACGGAGGAGGGCCCAUGUACAAGGAGAAAGACGACACCCUCAGGCCCGAUGAUUUAUCAGAGAUGCUGGCUGCUGGUACCAAAGAAGUCCAUGAAAAGGCAGAGAACACACAAUUCGUGAAGGACUUCCUGAGGGGUAGAAUCCGCAAAGAGCUCUUUAAGCUGGGCGCCGUAGCGCUCUACUACACCUACACAGCCAUGGAGGAGGAAAUCGAGAUAAACAAAGAGCACCCCCAUUUCGCCCCGCUGUAUUUCCCGGCCGAGCUGCACCGCCACGAGGCUCUGGCCCGCGACCUGGAAUACUUUUACGGCCCCCAAUGGAAGAGCGAGAUCAGCUGCUCCCCGGCCACACAACGCUACGUGGAGCGCAUCCACCGAGUGGGCCAGGAGGACCCGGCGCUCCUGGUGGCCCAUGCCUACACCCGCUACAUGGGCGACCUGUCCGGGGGCCAGGUGCUGAAGAAGGUGGCGCAGAGAGCCUUGAAGCUCCCUCCCACGGGAGAGGGCCUGGAGUUCUACCAGUUCGACGCCAUCGACAACGCCAAGGCCUUCAAGCAGCUUUACCGUAGCCGCAUGAACGAGCUGGAACUGGACGUGGAGACCAAGAAGAGCCUGGUGGACGAGGCUGUCAAGGCCUUCCAGUUCAACAUGGAGGUUUUUGAGGAGCUGGAGGAAAUCGGGAAAACCUUCCAAGAGGAAGUCUCCGAAGCAGGAAUGCCCGUUCAUGGAGAUACGGGAGGGGACAUCAGCAAAUGUCCCUACUACGCUGCCAAAAUGGCAGCAACAGGUGGGACGGCGUACGCGUGUCAACUGGCCAUGGCCAUCCUGCGGCACCCCACAGGGCAAGUCCUCAUCGCCGCGUGGUUCGCUGCUUUAGCCGGCGUGGCUGCCUGGUAUCUGAUGUGAGGAGGGAAAACACUGAAGGGCGGGACGCUGGAAGAAGGCCUCAGGCUCAAAGACCAAGUCAAGUCAAGUGUAUUGAAAGCUGCCUCGUGCAGCCAUCGGAAAUCUGCCUGGAUGUAAUUUUCCAAUGUGUUAACCUGAUUGACCCCUCACCCUGUCUUUUUUUUUCUACCUCCUUUGCACCAUCCGUCCGUCCUGUGAUGUCAUCACAUCAGGUUCUCUCACUUUCCCCUAACUUGACAGAUGAUCGAAGCACAGGUCUUGAUGAUGUUUAAUGAUAAUUACUUGGUCAAAACAUACUAUGCACAUGUUGCGGAUGAGCGUUCUUAAUGAAUGUUUUUGGCUAUACAGGGACUCGAUUUGACUCAGGAAAGAAGACGGUUUUACCAAUAGAGCGGUUUAUUCCUUACACAUAAUACUAUUUGAUAUUGCAGUGUGCU
This is a messenger RNA of Syngnathus acus (greater pipefish), 1541 nucleotides long. RefSeq names its product heme oxygenase 2b (gene hmox2b). The record is from RefSeq and is a predicted model, not a curated record. Gene Ontology annotation, molecular function: heme oxygenase (decyclizing) activity; heme binding. The coding region runs from base 178 to 1104 and encodes 308 amino acids. Gene Ontology annotation, biological process: heme catabolic process; response to oxidative stress; heme oxidation. The transcript is spliced from 7 exons. NCBI's taxonomy places the organism in Eukaryota, Metazoa, Chordata, Actinopteri, Syngnathiformes, Syngnathidae.